Molecule: messenger RNA, 1401 nt
Organism: Thalassophryne amazonica
Lineage: Eukaryota; Metazoa; Chordata; Actinopteri; Batrachoidiformes; Batrachoididae
Product: calcium uniporter regulatory subunit MCUb, mitochondrial-like
Biological process (GO): mitochondrial calcium ion homeostasis; calcium import into the mitochondrion
Cellular component (GO): mitochondrial inner membrane; uniplex complex
Molecular function (GO): calcium channel inhibitor activity
Source: RefSeq, a predicted model, not a curated record
AUGCUGAGUAGGAAAUGGAACGCCUCCGUGUGUCCCGUUGCUUUCUGAACCAUCCUUUCAGACGGUAACAGCGGGCUUCCACGCACACAGUUCGGAAGUGUCUUCACCCAGCAUGCCCAAACAAGUCGACUGAUACACGGCUGAAGAUGGCUUCGGUUCGGACGAUAUAUAAAGUUACGGUCAGACUUUGGGGAAGUGUCCAGUGUUCUGUGGGAACAGCUCGUCCUGUCAAAUUCCUUCACCGGGUUCCGCAGAAGCACCCUCUUCUGAGAAACUGUCCGGCUCUUUACUACAGUACCCUCUCCCCCUCCAGUGAUGUGUCCUUGCAUUACAAAUAUGGCCGUUUGGUUCUGGAAGUCCCGUUGCCUUCCAGGAACGAGAAGUGUCUGUUCUUCCUGAGACCCAUGUUGAUGAGUGUUGGAGACCUGAUCGCUGAUCUGCAGAGAGAGGAUCCUGGAGUCACUGCGGUUGUGCUCACUAAGGAUGGUGAGCGUGUUGCCAACACCACACUGAUGGAUGCUCUGCUUGACAAGGACUUCCAGAUCAUCAUCAAUGACGUGGCGUAUAAUGUUCACUCACUUGACAGGGCUGUGUUCUCCUCCAUUGCAGUGUGCACAUCUAGUGAGCAUGCCGUGGACAUGGAGGGCAUGAAGCAUGUGGUGCAUCUGCUCCACACUGCGCUCCACCUGCCUGAACACCAGCUGCUGAAGGAGCGGCAGCUGCUGGAGAAACUCGACAACCUGAAACAACAGCUGUCUCCCCUGGAGAAGAUGAAGGCUCAGCUGUCCAGAACAGCAGAGUUCCACACUUCCAGGGUUCUGUGGACUGGCUUGGCCCUGUUGUCGGUGCAGGGUGGCGCUCUGGCCUGGCUCACAUGGUGGGUCUAUUCCUGGGACGUCAUGGAGCCCGUCACUUACUUCAUCACCUACAGCACCAGCAUGGGAGCCUUUGCUUAUUAUGUCCUCACCAAACAGGAUUAUGUCUAUCCAGAUGCCAAAGACAGACAAUUCCUGCAUUACUUUUACAAAGGAGCCAGCAAGACGAAUUUCAAUAUAAACAUCAAUGAACUGAAGGAAGAACUGGCACAGGUGGAAGAGGACCUGAGACGCCUCAGAUAUCCAACGCAGCUUCAGCUACCACUGGAACAGAUCCAGCUAAAGCCAUGACAAGAUGCCACUCAAAUGCUAAACCAGAGCAAACCACUUUGAUAACAGCACAUUUUUAACAAAAAAAAUUGUCAGCUAGUUCUACUUUUAAGAAAAGCAUGAAUACUAAAGAUGACUAAAAUAAAAAUAUUUCCUGUACAUUUGUUGAAUGUUUGUUGGAUACCAAAGUGUUAAAUGUUGAUUAUUGUAAAUAAUCACAUGUACUGUUAACUGAAACAAGUAAACUUAGAAAACC